Molecule: messenger RNA, 2593 nt
Organism: Scleropages formosus (Asian bonytongue)
Lineage: Eukaryota; Metazoa; Chordata; Actinopteri; Osteoglossiformes; Osteoglossidae
Product: casein kinase II subunit alpha
Exons: 13
Coding region: 817-2001 (394 amino acids)
Biological process (GO): peptidyl-threonine phosphorylation; regulation of cell cycle; peptidyl-serine phosphorylation
Cellular component (GO): protein kinase CK2 complex; nucleus; cytosol
Molecular function (GO): ATP binding; protein serine/threonine kinase activity
Source: RefSeq, a predicted model, not a curated record
AGUAACUGUAUCAUUAGUCUUUUCGCCUUUUCAGACGCCUUCGGCGUAUUUAUUUAUUUUUAAAUAUAUUUAAAAGUUGGCUGGGGAUGACGAGUAAUCAACUUGACGUCGUAGGUAGAUAAUAACCAAACAGUUCUGAAUACAACAGUUAAUGUGUUUCGGACACUGCAGGGAAUUUGGUUAAUUUUGAGUGAAAUUUAAAAGGAGCAACUGUUUAAAUGUAUUCCGUUAGAGAGCCAGUGGCAUUUAAAUUAGUGAGGCAGUGAGUGACAUGUUUGCGACUUGUUUAAACGGACAUGUGGACAGCAGCAGGUCUCUGAAAGCUGUACUGCCGCUAUAAUCAUGUGUACUGAAUGUGUAAAAACACGCUGGACGUCGUGCAGUUUCGGCGCGCGAGUGUACAGGAACGUCACCGCGCGCAUGUUCGAUCCCUCACGCUGACGUUUUAGCUAAUGAAACGACGCAGAUCGCAACACGUCACCGGCAUUACGCGACUUCCGUUUCUUUCCGGCUGCAAAGUUACUGAUGGAGCGAUUGACGGGUCGCGUCCCUGCCUGGCGGACCUGUGACCUAAGGAGACUUCACAGAACUUAUUGAGGAAAGAACCACAACGUGGUCGAUUAAGAAAUGCUGCAUAUCUUGACUCAUAAAAUGCUUGUACACGAGGCACACGCUUGCACCCCCCUGGUCCCCAGAGCAGCUCCCUUCCUCGUGCCUUCCCUCGCCUGACGGACGGUGUUAGAGCUCUGCUCCCUUUCCUGACAAGAGAAGACUUCGCCGUUCCGAGCCCCAACCACCCGUCCAGGCUGUUCGGACAUGUCAGGACCCGUACCGAGUCGGGCCAGGGUCUACACAGAUGUAAAUACGCAUCGGCCCCGGGAGUACUGGGACUACGAGUCCCAUGUGGUCGAAUGGGGAAAUCAAGACGACUACCAACUGGUGCGGAAGUUAGGACGUGGCAAAUACAGUGAAGUUUUUGAAGCAAUAAACAUCACCAAUAAUGAGAAAGUAGUGGUAAAAAUACUUAAGCCUGUUAAGAAGAAGAAAAUCAAGCGUGAGAUUAAGAUCCUAGAGAACCUUCGUGGGGGUCCCAAUUUAAUCACACUUAUAGACAUUGUUAAAGACCCUGUGUCUCGGACCCCGGCCUUGGUUUUUGAGCAUGUCAACAACACAGAUUUCAAGCAACUCUACCAGACCCUCACAGACUUUGAUAUAAGGUUCUACAUGUAUGAGAUCCUUAAGGCUUUGGAUUACUGCCACAGCAUGGGGAUCAUGCACAGAGAUGUCAAACCACAUAAUGUGAUGAUCGAUCAUGAACACAGAAAGCUGCGACUUAUCGACUGGGGUCUGGCUGAGUUCUACCACCCAGGACAGGAGUACAACGUCAGGGUGGCUUCACGCUAUUUCAAAGGCCCAGAGCUGCUGGUGGACUACCAGAUGUAUGACUACAGUUUGGAUAUGUGGAGUCUUGGAUGCAUGUUGGCCAGCAUGAUUUUCAGGAAGGAGCCUUUCUUCCAUGGCCAUGAUAACUAUGAUCAGCUGGUGAGGAUAGCGAAGGUCCUGGGCACUGAUGACCUUUACGAUUACAUUGACAAGUACAACAUUGAACUGGAACCUCGGUUCAACGACAUUUUGGGAAGGCAUUCUCGCAAAAGAUGGGAGCGCUUUGUACAUAGCGAGAAUCAGCACCUGGUCAGCAGUGAGGCACUGGACUUCCUGGACAAGCUGCUGCGCUACGAUCACCAGUCGCGGCUGACAGCCCGAGAGGCCAUGGAGCACCCCUAUUUCCAUCCUGUGGUGAAGGACCAGCCGAGAGCAGGCGGAACGGCCAGCGUGACUGGCAGCAACACACCUGUGAGCUCAUCCAGUAUGUCAGGUGGGCCAGGGAUCUCCACCAUGCCAGCUUCCUCUCCCCUCGGCCCCCUGGCCGGCUCACCUGCCAUCUCCUCCACUGGCACUUUGGGGACACCAGUGGCUGCCACUGCUGGAGCAUCCCAAUAAUGUCCUUUCAACAUGUGCUGUUGUCUAAGCAACUGCAGCACCAGGAACAAUCGACCAGCCUCACGCAGCCACUUAUUCUGGCUGGCCUGGUCUGCUGUCCAAAGGUUCGAGGAAAUUCAGACACUGAGCUGCCUUGCUUUGUGGGUUUUUGAAGUUAACUGAACUUGUUUAUUUUUCCUCCCUACCCUUAUGUCAGAAGUUAUUUCAUAAGUUUAAUACAUGACACACAAAUAAGUACUGUAUCUUUUUCUUCACUUAACAGUUAAACUGUUCUCCAGUUGUCCAAAAAUGAAAUAAAAUCAAAUUUCAGUUGAUGAGCAAAAGACACUCUUGAGAAAGUGGACAAGAAAUUAAUCCGUCUGGAUUCUGCUUUCAGCCCUGUAAAACUUCCUCUAAGGAGAAUGUGAAAAUGCGGCAACUUGAGUACCUUGUUUUGCGUUUGUGUCACAGCAGAAGCAGAUUUCUUUGCUGUGCUCAAAGACAACUAGUUCCAAGAUGGCUUGUAUUUUUUUUUUAGUGUUUUGCUACUUUAAACAGUCUGCAUGUUGGUUUUUUAAUAAUUUAAUCCUUAAAUUCACUUUAGUAGCAUAAC